Molecule: messenger RNA, 4568 nt
Organism: Coregonus clupeaformis (lake whitefish)
Lineage: Eukaryota; Metazoa; Chordata; Actinopteri; Salmoniformes; Salmonidae
Product: protein phosphatase 1 regulatory subunit 12A-like
Exons: 15
Coding region: 1-1350 (449 amino acids)
Cellular component (GO): Z disc; cytoplasm; A band
Molecular function (GO): enzyme inhibitor activity; protein kinase binding; phosphatase regulator activity
Source: RefSeq, a predicted model, not a curated record
AUGGUAAAUUUCUCCUUCUGCAGCAGGACCCAGGAAGCCUCCCAGCCUCAGGCCUCGGCCCCUGGCGCGGCCCCUGGCUCCUGGAGGACCUCUCUCCCCACGCCUCAGCUCCGAACCACCACAGACACCAAGGAACCCAGGACUGCCAGAGUGAACCCCACUCCAACGAGACGUCUCUUCAAUAUCCCAGACAGCAGUAGCAGCUGGCUGAGCCGUAGCUCCUCUUACACCCGCCGCCUCAAUAGCACAGGAUGUGAUCUCAGUAGCUCCACCCCCUCCUUGCCUCGCAGCUCAUCCUAUGGACGCAGACUGGAUGACCCCACGGUGACUUCUACAACAGGAACUGGAAGUAGCUGCUCUGCUGGACUCAGUCGUCUCAACAUCCUAGUGGCCCAGAGACUGGCUCAGGAGCAGUGUUCUGUCACCACCACCACCUCCAACUCUGUCACCACCACCACCUCCAACUCUGUCACCACCACCACCCCCAACUCUGUCACCACCAGUGACCUGGAGACCAAGCAGAGACGCAAAUCCUACCUGACCCCGGUUCGUGAUGAGGAGGCUGAGGCUCAGAGGAAGGCUCGCUCCAGACACGCCAGACAGUCACGACGAUCCACUCAGGGCGUGACGCUCACAGACCUGCAGGAAGCUGAGAAGACCAUGAAGACGGACAAAGGGACAGAAAAGACAAAGGAAGAGGAGGAAGAGAAGAAGAGGAAGAAGGCAGAAGAGGAGGUAAGCUGGAGGUCCCGUAUCGCCAGCCUGCAGAAGUCUGACCUGUUGGGGUUGACUCAACCCGCUGGUACCCUUCGCCCCCAGACCUCCGGCCAGGAGAGUAGUGCAGGAGGGGAAAGUGAGAGUGACCGUAUCGUCAGGGAGAGACGGAGGGCCAGGAGGAGAGCUCAGAGAGCCGGAGAGAGUGAUGACAACGACAUGAGUGGAGAGGAGGGGUUUGGAGGCAAUGGGCAGGAUCCACAGACAGACAGCCAUUCCAGCACCAGGUCUGACGUGUCAUGUAACGACAGAGGAGGAGGCUCUGAGACCAAGGAUUACAAGAAGCUGUUGGAGGAGGUGUCCAGGGAGAAUGGUCAGCUCCAGUCUCAGCUGCAGGACGCCCAGAGGACCAUCUCUCAGACCAGACUGGACCUGGACAAGGUUACACAGAGACAGGAGCGGUUUAGUUGUUCAGCAACGCUGGAGCUGGAGAAGAAGGAGCGACGGAUGUUGGAGCGGCGUGUUGCUGAGCUGGAGGCGGAGUUGAAGGUGCUAGGUGACCUGAGAGCUGACAACCAGCGACUGAAAGACGAGAACGGAGCGCUGAUCAGGGUCAUCAGCAAGCUUUCCAAAUAGUCAUCAACAAGCUUUCCAAAUAGUCAUCAACAAGCUCUCCAAAUAGUAAGAGGGAAUUUUUCCUCUCCCUCCCUCCCGAGAAAAGAGAGAGAGAGAGAGACGCAGCCAUGACAACAGCUCGCAUAGUAGUAACGAGUCGUGACAGCAGCCAAAUGCCCAUGACAAUGUGCACCAGGGGGGAAAACACUAAUAAACACACAGACCUAUAGUCUUCUUUGCGUGCCACACACACACUCUCCAUGCACAUUGGACCAGUCCAAGGCAUCUUGUUCCCUUUACAUAACUCUCCCACCAAGUAAGGAUUUGUUUUGUGACCACCACAUUCACACAACCUUUACCAUCACCAACCCACUCCACUAUUGUAAUAACUACCAAUCCCUGUCCCUCCCACUCAAAUGAUCCUACCCACAAAUACACCCUUUAUAGAGGCUUUAACUGACUCCAUCCAUAACCUGGAUCCAUACCAUAGACAUCCAUCCAGCUUUCUUUGUGUAACAUCCUAAACUCUAAACAGAAACCAUGACCUUUCAUAACAGUUUGGGCCUGUUUCCUGGACACAGAUUAAGCCUAGCCCAGACCUAAUUGAGGUUCUGCUCUGCAUUGAGCAAGCUUUUUAGUCCAGGACUAGGUUUAGUCUGUGAAGAUAAAGAUACAUACGUGGGAAUACUGCCUGUGUCCGGGAAACCAGCCCUUAACGUUUCUCAGUUGAAGAACCGGUUUAAGAAACAGAAACCAUGAAACUGGUUAAACUUUCAGUAUUCAGUCACUUUCAGAGUUCAAUCUCUAAAAUGAAGACCAGGGGGAAACCCAAUCCAUGAGCCUCUUAAUCUGGUAAAAUCAUUCCACAUCCAUCAGCCUCUUAAUCUGGUAGUGUCAUUCCACAUCCAUGAGCCUUUUAAUCUGGUAAUGUCAUUCCACAUCCAUGAGCCUCUUAAUCUGGUCAUUCCACAUCCAUGAGCCUCUUAAUCUGGUAAUGUCAUUCCACAUCCAUGAGCCUCUUAAUCUGGUCAUUCCACAUCCAUGAGCCUCUUAAUCUGGUAAUGUCAUUCCACAUCAAUGAGCCUCUUAAUCUGGUAAUGUCAUUCCACAUCCAUGAGCCUCUUAAUCUGGUAGUGUCAUUCCACAUCCAUGAGCCUCUUAAUCUGGUAAUGUCAUUCCACAUCCAUGAGCCUCUUAAUCUGGUAAUGUCAUUCCACAUCCAUGAGCCUCUUAAUCUGGUAAUGUCAUUCCACAUCCAUCAGCCUCUUAAUCUGGUAAUGUCAUUCCACAUCCAUCAGCCUCUUAAUCUGGUAAUGUCAUUCCACAUCCACAAGCCUCUUAAUCUGGUAAUGUCAUUCCACAUCCAUGAGCCUCUUAAUCUGGUAGUGUCAUUCCAUAUCCAUGAGCCUCUUAAUCUGGUAAUGUCAUUCCACAUCCAUGAGCCUCUUAAUCUGGUAAUGUCAUUCCACAUCCAUGAACCUCUUAAUCUGGUAAUGUCAUUCCACAUCCAUGAGCCUCUUAAUCUGGUAAUGUCAUUCCACAUCCAUGAGCCUCUUAAUCUGGUAAUGUCAUUCCACAUCCAUGAGCCUCUUAAUCUGGUAAUGUCAUUCCACAUCCAUGAGCCUCUUAAUCUGGUAGUGUCAUUCCACAUCAAUCAGCCUCUUAAUCUGGUAGUGUCAUUCCACAUCCAUGAGCCUCUUAAUCUGGUAAUGUCAUUCCACAUCCAUGAACCUCUUUAUCUGGUAAUGUCAUUCCACAUCCAUGAACCUCUUAAUCUGGUAAUGUCAUUCUACAUCCACGAGCCUCUUAAUCUGGUAAUGUCAUUCCACAUCCAUGAGCCUCUUAAUCUGGUAAUGUCAUUCUACAUCCAUGAGGCUCUUAAUCUGGUAGUGUCAUUCCACAUCCAUGAGCCUCUUAAUCUGGUCAUUCCACAUCCAUGAGCUUUUUAAUCUGGUAGUGUCAUUCCACAUCCAUGAGCCUCUUAAUCUGGUCAUUCCACAUCCAUGAGCCUCUUAAUCUGGUAGUGUCAUUCCACAUCCAUCAGCCUCUUAAUCUGGUAAUGUCAUUCCACAUCCAUGAACCUCUUAAUCUGGUAAUGUCAUUCCACAUCCAUGAGCCUCUUAAUCUGGUAAUGUCAUUCCACAUCCAUGAGCCUCUUAAUCUGGUAAUGUCAUUCCACAUCCAUGAACCUCUUAAUCUGGUAAUGUCAUUCCACAUCCAUGAGCCUCUUAAUCUGGUAGUGUCAUUCCACUCCACAUGUGUUUUGAACCCACCUACCUCUCCCACCACCGAUGCACUCCUCCCCCUCACAAACUAUUGUGACCACAGUCUCUGCAUCCCAAAUGGCACCCUAUUCCCUAUGUAGUGCACUACUUUAGGGCCCUGGUCAAAACUAGUGCACUAUAUAGGGUGUCAUUUGGGAUGUACCCAGACACACACAGACCACAGACGAACUCCAUGCUCCUUUUAAAUGACCACAGACAGAGCAGUCUGUUGACCACUGCACUUUACUCACCAUCAGCCAGGCAGGCCAAGCUAAGCGAUCACAGAUCAGUGCAGCACCAGGCAAAGCUAAGCGAUCACAGAUCAGUGAGGCUUCGCCCCAUGUCCUGAGUCAUGCUAAUACAAAAACAGCUCCUCUCCUACACGAAUCUGCAUCCCAAUAAUCUGUCCUUUCUCCUGACGGGUUGCACUUGUGCACUCCGUCACAAAUGUAAAAGUCUUGAAUAGGCAUGGGCUUCACCGUGUUUUUAUACCAGUCAUUUGCUUUUAUACCAUGAUAAGAAGUGAACAAUUUGGUAGAAAGCAACGAUUAUCGGGAUGCAAAGGACUCCCUCCUUAGGUUUCUAUUGGGUAGGAAGGAGGGGGAGGAUGGAGGGAGGGAGGGAGGUGAGGUAUCGCCGCAGACCUGAGGGUCAAAGAUCAUUGCACAAUAUUAGAGAGACUUGCUGUUCUGUAAAAACAUAUAUGCUAUGCAUUGUUUAUUAUUAUUAUUAUUAUUAUUAUUAUCAUGAUAAAUAUUAUUUUCAUAUUUUUCCAUUUAUCUGAUGUCAAUCUCUCCCACUUUGAAAGGGAGGCAAAUUGUUGGUUAUGUAUAUUAUAUUAUAAAUAAUAUUAGUUUUGAAUGAAUAAUAAUAAUAACCUUCAGAAGUGAAUUCCAUGUAGUCUUCUUCCCCCACCAUGUUGGUCUAAGAUAUUACAUGGAGGAUGGCACUUAAUAAAGGAUGUGUGUGUCUGUA